AUGACGAGGAUACGCCAUUUCACCCACCCAAGCUGCAUCUUGACCCGCACUUGCCAGCAAAGCUUCAUCUGCAACGGGUGCGGCGUCGCCGGCUACGGGAUCAGCUACCGGUGCAACAGCUGCGACUUCGACCUCCACGAGUACUGCGCCAAGUGUCCGCAGAGCCUCAGCUGCUCCAUGCACUCGCACUGCCUGACGCUGACCCAGUCUGGCGGCUACGGCCGCCAGUGCAGCGUGUGCUGCCAGACGACCAGCAGCUUGGUCUAUCAGUGCGGUCCCUGCGGCUUCGUCGUGCACCCCCUCUGCGUUCAAGGGCGACGUUGGUAG
This is a messenger RNA of Musa acuminata AAA Group (dessert banana), 327 nucleotides long. RefSeq names its product protein VACUOLELESS GAMETOPHYTES-like. The record is from RefSeq and is a predicted model, not a curated record. The transcript has a single exon. Lineage: Eukaryota; Viridiplantae; Streptophyta; Magnoliopsida; Zingiberales; Musaceae. Bases 1 to 327 code for a protein of 108 amino acids.